AUGCCCACAUUACAAGGCCCACCCGUUAGUGAUUUUGAUGGUGUUAUAACUAAAAAGCCCACUUCAAAGGCUAGUAUUUCAAGUAGUGCUGUAGAGAAAAGGAGUAGCAGGGAGAUUUCACGUGAAGCAGAGAAGGCAGAAUUGGCAAAAAAGAAAACCAAGGAAGCUUGGGAUGACGGCUUGUAUGGAGGUUCGGGUGAUGUUCUUAAUAGAUGCAUGGAGAGUUGCCGUGCUAGACUUGAGGUGUGGAAUGGCGUAGAAUUUGGUAAUGUGGGGAAAACAGUGACUGAAUUACAAAAAAAGUUAGAAUGGUUAGAGCUACAACCUUCAACACCGGAUAUGAUUAGAUCUUUGAGGAACACUGGAAUUAAGUUGAAUUGUUGGAUGGAUAAGGAAGAUGAUAUGUGGAGGCAAAGAUCAAGAAUUAGUUGGAUGCAAUUUGGGGAUAGAAAUACUAGGUUUUUCCAUGAGAAAGCUUCAGUAAGAUACAAGAAGAAUGUCAUAGAGGGUUUAAUGGAUGAGAAUGGUAGGUGGUUGGAGGGAGAUGAGGAUGUGGAGGAGUUGAUGUUGCAGUACUGUGAGAGGCUUUUUACUAGUAGUGAUCCUACGGAGUUCGCAGAAAUUCUAGAUGUAGUUCAAUGUAAAGUCACCCCUAGGAUGAAUCAGGUUCUUGUAAGGGAGUUUUCAGAAGUUGAAGUGAAAAAUGCCAUUAAGCAAAUGUACCCUUUGAAGUCCCCUGGUCCGAAUGGCAUGCCUCCACUGUUUUAUCAACACUUUUGGCCCAAGAUUGGUGGUGUGGUUACUUCAAUAGUUUUGGCUUUCCUCAAUUCAGCAUAUGAGAUGAUGCAUCAUAUUAGUCAAAAGAAGAGUGGAAGAGUGGGUGAUUUGGCUCUAAAGCUUGAUAUGAGUAAGGCAUAUGAUAGGGUAAAGUGGAUAUGGUUGGAAAAAAUUAUGCAAAAGUUGGAUUUUGAUGAUAAAUGGUGUGCUUUGAUUAUGAAGUGUGUCACUGCUGUUUCUUAUUUUGUGAAGAUUAAUGGAAAGCCUAAAGGCCAUAUUGUUCCAAGUAGGGGAAUUAGGCAGGGUGAUCCACUAUCACCUUAUCUAUUCUUGUUAUGUGCGGAAGGGCUUUCUGCUCUUAUUAAGAAAGAGGUGGAGAAUGGAAGAGCUUUUUUAGAGGAGUGUGAUGCCCUUCAGAGGGUGUUGAGGGUUUAUGAGGGUGCUUUGGGGCAGCAGUUAAAUCGUACUAAAACUUCUCUGUUUUUUAGUAGUAAUACUUUUAUUGAUAUUCAAGAAGUCAUCAAAGAGAGUUUUAGGGCCCAAGUAAUUAAGCACCAUGAAAAAUAUCUUGGUUUGCCAUCAUUGGUGGGUAGGAAUAAGAAGAACACUUUCAAUUCUAUCAAGGACAAAUUAAGAAAAAAGCUUGCUGGAUGGAAAGAGAAGUUAUUGUCAAAGGCGGGGAAAGAAGUGUUGAUAAAAGCUGUGGCACAAGCAAUUUCGACGUAUACUAUGAGUGUUUUCAAAUUACCUGACUCUCGUUGUGAGGAUUUGACUAGUAUGAUUCGUAAUUUUUGGUGGGGGCAAAGAAAUGAUGAGACGAAAAUAGCUUGGAUGAGUUGGGAGAAAUUAUGUGCUUCAAAGAGUUGUGGAGGGAUGGGUUUUAAAAAGUUUAAGGAGUUCAACUUGGCUUUAUUGGCAAAGCAAGGGUUGUUCAUGCCACAAGAUAUGAAGGUUGGAGAACUGAUAAAUAAGAAAGAGGCUUCAUGGAAGGUUGGUGCUGUUGAUGCCUUGUUUUUGUCGCAUGAAGUAGAGGCUAUAAAAGCAAUCCCUAUAAGUUCUAAUCUACCAUAA
Molecule: messenger RNA, 1848 nt
Organism: Quercus robur (English oak)
Lineage: Eukaryota; Viridiplantae; Streptophyta; Magnoliopsida; Fagales; Fagaceae
Exons: 6
Coding region: 1-1848 (615 amino acids)
Source: RefSeq, a predicted model, not a curated record